Molecule: messenger RNA, 4237 nt
Organism: Vidua chalybeata
Lineage: Eukaryota; Metazoa; Chordata; Aves; Passeriformes; Viduidae
Gene: DDB2
Product: damage specific DNA binding protein 2
Exons: 11
Coding region: 1424-3115 (563 amino acids)
Biological process (GO): DNA repair; response to UV
Cellular component (GO): Cul4-RING E3 ubiquitin ligase complex; nucleus
Molecular function (GO): damaged DNA binding; protein binding
Source: RefSeq, a predicted model, not a curated record
UGCAGUUCUGGGACUCAAAAUUUAAGAAUGGUGUUGAAGUCCUUGGCUGUGUCCAGAGUUUGGCUUGCCUAGGUUGGAGGAAAGCAGACUGAGGGGUGACCUUAUGGCUCCCUACAGUUUGCUGAAAAGGGUAAGUGGAGUGGGAGAUGCUGAUCUCUACUCCUGGGAUCCAGUGAUAGGAUGCAUGGGAGUUGUUUGAAGCUGCACCAGGGGAGGCUUAGACUGGACAAUAGGAAGCAUUUCUUUACAGAGAAGGUAGUGAAACACCGGAACAAUCUUCUUAGAGAGGUGGCGAAUGCACCAAGCUGUCAGUUUUUAAGAGGCAUUUGGACAAUGCCCUUAAUACCAGGCUUUGACUAGGUCAGCCCCGAACUGGUCAGGCAGUUGGACUGACUAGAUGUUCGUUGUAGGUCCCUUCCACAGGCAAUAGCCUUUUCUACUCUUUUCUAGUCCAUUCCAUUUCUAAAAAAUGCUAACUGUGACAGCUCCAAGAUGGAAAUGCGUAGGUUAUGCUGGUUUUUGCUAAUGGGUACAUUUCUAAGAAAAAUGCUGUGUAUUAUAAAAGUGCCUGAUUAGACUUUAAGACUUGCUAAUUGGUUUGAUGUUUAUGUCCAAAACCAGAUUGUAUUAGUGAUUAUCAUUUUUGUGUAUGGCAUUCUGAUACAGCAAGUAAUACAACUUUGUUACUGUUCAGGGAAAGAGCAUAGAGACUGAGUAUUUGUUGUUUUCUGGGGAAUUUUUCUGUGCCUUUUCUAGUAUGUGAGAAAAUCCAUAGGUAACUGUGGUUAUAGCGCAAAAAAUAGUAGAACUUGAAACCAAACCCUACAGAAGGCAUGGCUAUGUACAGCUAUUUUAGAACCUGUAUUCAUAGCCUCCUGUGUGGAUGACUGUACCUUAAUUACUCAGCAUAGUUACUGGUAGGCCUGAAGCCAGGGACCUUCCUGCUCCAGAGAUGAGGGAUAAGGUUCCCCACGGGCAGCAGACAACAGCCUCCUUUGCAGGUGUGAAGGGAAGUGCUGGUACCUCCCUUUGUGUUGGUAGAGAUCUUCCUUCCCCAUUCUUGUCAGCUUCCUCAUGUAGGAUCUAGUACUCUCUGAGCUGCUCUCGACAAGACUUUGUCAUCAGCUUUUGAAGCGCCUUUUGUUGUUGAUGGUGUUGAUGCUAUUGUUGAUGUUGUUGUGUUCCAACACCAGGUGAAUUUUCUUGUGGAAAUGGUGUUUUGAAUUUUUCUUGAUUGCCGUGUUUGGGGCCCUUACCAAACAGCUUUAAUGGGAUAAUUGGGUGCUCUACAAACUAAUGAGGGGCGAAUGAUUUUACGUGCUGCACCAAAUAACCAGGAGGCAGACAAAGACGGAUCGCGCGUUUCAGGCCGGCUUGGCCCUCGCAGCCGCCUCUCGCUGCCGGGGAGCCGGAGGCGCUGCUUAUGCUGAUAGCCGGGGAGGCCGGCAGGGGUAGGGGCUGUGGAGGCGGGCUAGGGCUAGACAAGCACGCCGAGCUCUCCCCGGCCUCCCCCUGUCGAUGGCGCUGCCCCUGCCCCUCAGCGGUGAAGAGCGGCGGGGGCCGCCGUGGCCGACGAAAUCGGUGCCGCUCCGGCGGCCGGGCCGAAGCCGCUGCCCCCCCUUUCCGCCCCGGUUAUGAAACCGCGGGGGAGGGGCCAGUGCCGGCCGCCGGCCGCGGCGGCGCCGGGAGAGCCGAGGCCGCGGGAGCGCAGUGGUCAGACAGAAUGGCUCCAGUGAACCAGUCAAAGGACAAGAAGCGUGAGAGGACAUGUCAGCAAUGGCCAGAAGAGGCAAAAUCAGCUGGGAAGAGGAAACGGGACUAUGGAGAACGAGGGAAUGAGAAACAAGAAAAGAAGUUGUUUGUGAGAAAAACAUCUAAACCCACAGGGAAAAUUGGUUGCAGUGGAGGUGGAUUUGUGAUGAGAAACAAGAGAGUCCUUUCCUCUCAGCUGGAGCGGCGAUGCAGCAUUGUUCAUUAUGUCUACCAGAAAAUGCUGGGAGGCUCCAUUCAGGCACAGCUCAGGCAGAGAUUGGAGCUGGCUUUUGUGCGUUCUCUUUCCUCAUACUGCCUCUUUCGAAGAGCAAGUCCCUUUGACAGGAGAGUGACGUGUCUGGAAUGGCACCCAACACACCCCAGUACACUAGCUGUCGGUUCCAAAGGUGGAGACAUCAUCCUUUGGGAUUGUGAAGUACUUGCUAAAACCUGCUUCAUAAAGGGGAAAGGGCCAGGAGAUUCUCUCGGAGACAUCAAGUUCAGUCCUUAUGAGGCAGAGAAGCUUUAUGUGGCAUCAGGUGAUGGCACCCUAAGUCUGCAGGAUCUUGAGGGCAGAGCGGUGCAGGUGAUCUCUCGUGCCCUGGACUGUGGCCAUGAGCAUCAUAAUGUUUGUUGCUGGUACUGCAGUGUGGACGUUUCUGCAAGCUGCCGUGCAGUGGUGACAGGUGAUAAUGUGGGCAACGUGGUCCUGCUCAGCACUUCUGGUGAAGAGGUCUGGAAGCUGAAAUUGCACAAGAAGAAAGUGACUCAUGUAGAGUUUAACUCCCGAUGUGAGUGGAUGUUUGCCACAGCAUCUGUGGAUCAGACAGUCAAAAUCUGGGACCUCAGAAACAUCAAAAACAAAACAAACUUUCUUCAUCUGCUUCCACAUGAGAAACCUGUCAAUGCAGCUUACUUCAGCCCAACACAUGGUGCCAAGCUUCUGAGCACAGACCAGCACAAUGAAAUCAGGGUUUACUCAUCUUCAGACUGGACCAAGCCACAGCAUCUGAUUCCACAUCCACAUAGGCAGUUUCAGCACCUCACACCUAUUAAGGCAACGUGGCAUCCUCGCUAUGACCUCAUUGUCGUAGGUCGCUACCCAGACCCCAAGUUCCCCGGGUACACACUGAACGAGCUGCGAACUGUGGAUGUGUUCGAUGGCAACACCGGCGAGAUGGUUUGUCAGCUCUACGAUCCAAAUGCUUCUGGGAUCAUCUCGCUCAAUAAAUUUAACCCUAUGGGAGACACACUGGCUUCUGGCAUGGGCUUUAAUAUUCUGAUCUGGAACCAGGAGGAGAUGGCAGCCAAGAAUCAUGAACAUCUCUUGAAAGCCAUGACAAACGAGGAGAUUGAACCAUGAGAGAACAGGGGAUUGGAAGCUGGAGUUCAUCCAGACGUGGAGGGCAGAGGCAGGCAAACCCUGGCACAAGCAAACUCAAAAGCUAAGUUAAUGUCUGGGGAGCUGUAGGAGAGGAAAACAAAAAGCAGUGAUUCUAAACCACAGGGAAGGAAGUAAAAAGAGAUGGAUCUAGAGAACUGAUUUAGUAUUUUGAUACUUUCUGAAUCCCAGGGUACAAACUCAGCUGUUUGCAAUGGGCAGUAUAAGCCACGCAGGGAAUUAGACUUUGUCCUUCCUCCCUGGAUCUGAUGUUGCUUCCCUGAUCCUCUUGGCCUCUGUUUCUAGAAAAUUGUGUCAAUACUUGGUUCCUCCAAGUGGAGUUACUACUUGUUUUCUGAGGCACUAGAAAAACUUCAAAGAUGUUCCCAGAUCUUGCUAAAGUUGUAGCUUUCAGCCUACCAUAUCUGUUUGUCAUCACUUGUCAGAGGUUCCCAUUUCCUGUAGUCUGCAGUGGAGCAGCUCAUGACAGGGUCCCCAGCCUGUUCUAGUCCAACCAAGUUGAGAAACCAUUUGCUAACAGGAUUGACAUCCUGAAAAGAUAGAAUGUUCACAGGGGUGAAUUCAUAGAUAGCUUGGGUAUCCAAGGAAACACCAAGCUCUCCCAUAUGCAGGCUUGGAAAAUGUGUUGGUCAAGACAUCAGGCUUAGCCUGUUCUCUGCUUGCAGCUAUUUAACUGAACCACAAGGAACAGGAUGCCAGUGUUCUCUAUCACUGAUUGCAAGGACAGUACGGAGCUGGGCACCUACUGAUUCUGUAGUUUCUAUUUUCAGAGUUCUAGGCUGUUUCUUGCCAAUGAUUAGGUAAUUUUUUUCACCUAUGCCUAUGUGCUUCAAAAUGUUUGGUAAGAGUGUUAUAAAACAGAAGUGAGGGAUUUCUUCCAAAUAUCCCUGCUCAGAGCCAAAUUUCAAGACUGUUGUUAAAGGGUUAAGUUUUGCUUUUUCUACUUUGUUUACAAGGCUGUUGCUGUCCCAGAGGUUGAUGGGAUGGGAUGGGCUCCAGGCCUGUGCAGAUUCUCCACAUUCAUGUUUAUAGUUUUGCAAUAUUAAUAUCAAUAAAAUUUUGUACUAAAUUAAAAUUCUUUGA